AUGGGGUUUGAAAAAUGUCCACAAGAGCACGCCAUAUACAAGAAACAAAGUGGGAAAAGCUUGUUGAUAGUAGGUGUUUAUGUUGAUGAUUUAUUGGUUACAGGCACAAAUCACAAAGAGGUGACUAUAUUCAAGUCUCAGAUGAUGAAAGAAUAUGAAAUGAGUGAUCUGGGGUUGUUGUCCUACUACCUUGGCAUAGAGGUAGAACAAAGUGAAGGUUCUAUGACGAUCUCUCAAACAAGUUAUGCAAAAAGGAUAAUUGAAGCAGCAGGUAUGGGUGAUUGUAAUGCAGCCAUGUACCCGAUGGAACCAAAGCUUAAAUUAACGAAAGAUGAAGAUGGAGAAUCAGUGAAUGAAACUCAGUUUAGAAGUCUGGUUGGAAGCCUUCGUUAUCUACUUCAUACACGACCGGACUUAGCUUUUUCAGUUGGUGUGGUCAGCAGGUUUAUGCAGACUCCUAAAGUAAGUCAUUUGAAAGCUUUAAAACAGAUCUUGAGAUAUGUAAAGGGGACACUUAACUAUGGCUUGAAGUACAAAAAGGGCGGAGAUGGUGAAGUAACUGGUUACAGCGAUAGCAGCCACGGAAAAGAUGUGAUGGAUCGAAGAAGUAAUACAGGUACAGUGUUUUACUUUUCUGGAAACCUAAUUACUUGGUUAUCACAAAAGCAAAGAACUGUUACCUUGUCAUCCUGUGAGGCUGAGUUUAUAGCAGCAACCACAACAGCCUACCAGGCUUUGUGGCUGAGAAGCUUGUUGGCUGAUCUUACGGGAAUGAAGCCAAGUAAAGUGAAGUUCUAUGUUGACAACGAAUCCGCAAUAGCUCUGAUGUAA
Molecule: messenger RNA, 831 nt
Organism: Helianthus annuus (common sunflower)
Lineage: Eukaryota; Viridiplantae; Streptophyta; Magnoliopsida; Asterales; Asteraceae
Exons: 1
Coding region: 1-831 (276 amino acids)
Source: RefSeq, a predicted model, not a curated record